Messenger RNA from Perkinsus marinus ATCC 50983, 933 nucleotides. RefSeq lists its product as hypothetical. Lineage: Eukaryota; Perkinsozoa; Perkinsida; Perkinsidae. The annotation marks the transcript as partial. The record is from RefSeq and is a predicted model, not a curated record. The transcript has a single exon.
GACAUGCAGCGGCGGAGCGAUAUGCAACUUAUCUAUCUGGGGAGGUCUACAGUACCCGACUAUCGAUCGGCACCAAUAAACAAUGGAUGCAACGAACUUGGUCACUCUUCAAACAACGACGUCGAGCACAACAACACCACUCUCAGCACUGGUCGGCGACAACUCCUCUUGCACAGUGGACGGCACCUUAUGACAUGCAAGCGGAGGGGCUUCAAUCACAGCCUUUUACACCAGCUGAAUUGACUCGUGCACUCAAACGUCUCAACUAUCAGACAACGUGUGGUCCAGAUCAGAUCCUUCCACGUUUUCUGCAACAUGGAACUGCGAUGUUGGAGCGUUGUCUACUACGCCUCAUAAGUAAGUCUUUCUCUUCUACACAGGUACCAGCGGCAUGGCGAUUAGCUCGUGUCGUUACUAUCAAGAAAACUACUACAUCUUCGACAGCGGCAACCCUCAAGGAUUUUAGACCAAUCUCUAUCACCAACAUCUUUGGUCGGAUCGCAGAGGCAAUGGUGGUUUAUCGUAUGGAGUGUCAACUUGAGCGCGAUCCUACUCUAACUGGUUGUCUUGACCCACAUCAACACGGGUUUCGACCUGGAAGGAGUCUCGAUGAACACGUUGCAUACUUACAUUCAUCUUUUCAGUCUCAUCUAAGUUUAGGGCGCAUGGUAGCUUUCAUCUCUCUAGAUUGGACCAAAGCAUAUGAUACUGUCACAUUGUCGAUCUUGUACAACCGACUCUUAGCCACAGGCAUACACCUCUCACUAUGUUCGUGGAUAUGGGCGUUCCUUCGGGGACGACUCUUUUAUGUUGAAAUCGAUGGAAAGCGCUCAGCUACUCGGCAGCAGCGACAAGGCCUACCUCAGGGCUGUAUCUCCUCUCCAUUAUUAUGGACUAUCUACUUGAAUCCCUUGAUAAAGCAGCUCAGCGAGA